AAACACAGACCUGGCAACCCUGCUGCACCUUGGGCUGUAGUAGUGAUGAAACGCCUUAUCACUACUAGCUUUUGAGCCGCCCGCAAAUACUCAUUCAGCUCUUGGUGCUGCGGGUGGAGACAGAGAGAAACGGGUGACAGCGACCAGCAAUGUCAGGCAGGUAAAAGCGUGAUUGAAGCUGCUGAGAUGAGCGACAGAGCCGUGAUGAGAGGGCCCGUAACCCGCGGAAGGAGGACGACUAUCACCGGCGGCGGAGCUGCCAACGCGAAACAAGCCAACGGGAGCAAGUGUCACGAUGCCGGGGAGAAACCCCUAGCGAUAAAUUCUGCUAAAGCCAAAACAGAGGUGUCCAAGCAUGCAAGUAACAUCGGGAAGGUGGACAGACAGACGGGGAUGCCAGGGCAGCAGCAGCAGCUCACAAACUGUCAGAAGAAACAGAGCAGUGCGGUGGAAGAUAUCCACGAGAGACUCAGCUGCCACACCCUCCAGGAGUCUCUCUUGAGCUCAGCCAGUGGCUACAGCAACUACAGAGGAAUCCUCAACUGGUGUGUCGUCAUGCUGGUGCUGAGUAAUGCACGCCUCUUCUUGGAGAACAUUAUCAAGUAUGGUAUCUUGGUGGAUCCUAUCCAAGUAGUGUCUCUCUUCUUGAAGGACCCCUAUAGUUGGCCAGCAGCUUGCCUCAUCAUUGUGUCUAAUGUGUUCAUCUUAGCAGCCUUGUACACAGAGAGACGUCUGGCUGUGGGUACCAUUUCCGAAAUGACAGGACGGAUUCUUCACAUUUUUAACCUGAUGUUCAUAUUGAUCUUCCCUUCAGCAACUGUACUCACAUUGACCUCCAUGACCCCAGUGGGUGGUGUGCUCUCCCUAGGAGUCUACACAGUGCUGUUUCUCAAGCUGUACUCCUACCAAGACGCCAACAGGUGGUGUAGAGAAAUCAGACAAGCGAAAGCCAAGAGACUAACACGAUCAUACUCAUGUCCGUCUAUGGCACAAUCCAACGGUUCAGCAGUUCAUGCUCGCGUCUCCUACCCAGGCAACCUCACCCACAGAGACAUGUACUACUUUGUCUGUGCCCCGACUCUCUGCUACCAGCUCAACUUCCCGCGGUCACCUCGAAUACGCAAACGGUUCCUGAUCAGAAGACUUCUUGAAAUGCUUUUCUUCACGCAGCUGUUGGUUGGACUGAUACAGCAGUGGAUGGUUCCCACUAUUCAGAACUCGAUGAAACCAUUCCAGGAUAUGGACUUUUCGAGAAUGGUGGAGCGCCUCCUAAAGUUAGCUGUCCCUAACCAUCUGAUAUGGUUAAUAUUCUUCUAUUGGUUUUUCCACUCUUCUAUGAACUUUGUGGCAGAGCUGAUGCAGUUUGGAGACAGAGAGUUCUACAAAGACUGGUGGAACUCUGAGACCGUCACAUAUUUCUGGGCCAACUGGAAUAUCCCAGUUCACAAAUGGUGCCUAAGACACUUCUAUAAGCCCAUGCUGAGGAAGGGGGUCAACAAGUUUAUGGCUCAGACUGCCGUCUUCCUGCUGUCUGCCUUCUUCCACGAGUACCUAGUGAGUGUUCCUCUGAAGAUGUUUAGACUGUGGGCCUUUAUGGGAAUGAUGGCUCAGGUUCCCCUGGCUUGGUUUGUGGGUCGUUUCCUGAAUGGAAACUAUGGCAACGCCGCUGUGUGGAUCUCACUCAUCAUUGGCCAGCCUGUCGCUGUGUUGAUGUACGUCCAUGACUACUAUGUCAUUCAUUAUGGGAGCACUACAUAAAACUGGACACACAUACUCCCACAGACACACACACACCCACACACACCAGCCUGCAGGACAGCUCAGUGAGUGAAUCCAGAGCAAGUUGAAGUGACUGUAAGAGAAAACCCUGCUAAUAUGAGCGAGUCAGUAAACCACAACGACAGCAGGAAAAUUGUUUUUGACUUCUUGAUUUUUGCACUAAAGAGAAAUGAACCAUAGUAUGAUUCUAACAACAUGAGGACUGUUUGGUUUGAAGCAAUAUUCCACUUUAGUAGGACAAACAUACCAUUGUAGUCAGCAAACACUGGGAUCCGCAGUCACCACCUGCUCUAAAUCUCUGUAUCUAGCAUUGGAUGUUCCGGCCAAAUGAUCCUGGACCCAAAGUCAAACAGCACUUAGAUCUCUGUUAUUGGAAUUGAUCCCUCACUGUUAGAUCUGUUAGAAGUAUGAUUUCCUCUUUUGAUUUUGGCUGACGAUUCAUGAGCUCAAAGGAUAUGCGCGCUAGGGUGAAACUCUUCUGCGUGACUUUUGACAACAGUUUUUACAUUUAAAAACAUGUCAUUGCAUCCACAAGUGGAAACACUGCUUUUUAGCCAAGCACUCCUUGAGCACACAUUGUCUUCUGCAACUAAAUGUGAACCACUGCCAAGCGAGCACGGGAUCCUGAAGAGAAGAGAAGAUAUGAAAAUGUUGUUUCUAUAUCUGUGGAUUAGAAGUCACUGUUUUUCUUGUAUCUAAAAGCAACUGAGAAAUUAUGAAGCCUGCUAAACAGUUCCUACAAGUUAAGGCUUAAGCCAAUUUAGGGUGUCUCCAGAUCUUCAAACUGACCACAGUAACAGUUUUGUACAUGUGCUCUGUAUAUAAGUCCCUCUCUUUCUGAUGCAAUGCAGUUGUUGAGUAUUACAGAAAUGUAUAAUAAAAUGAUUUGUUAAACAAAAAGGUCAGUGGCUGUAAACUGUAGAAAGACAAGGAGGGAAGGAGCUAUAAAGGGAAGGAGGAAAAAGUAAAAGGAUGUUUUUUGACCUUAUUUGUACAGUCCUCCAGGCAGCCUCUCCUCUUCUGUUUCUCUACUACAAACAUCAAUGCAAGCUCUUGGUGUAACAGUGUGUUGUUUGCCUUGGCUUUGUAUCUUGUGUUGCAUUUGACUUCAUCAGAUGGGUUUAUUUUAUACUUAUGUAUAAUUUUGUGUUGGUAUGACAGUAUGCAGUCAAGUAUUGCCAUCUUCAAAUUAUAAUUUGUUGUAUUUUAUUUGAAAUCAAUGAUUUAAUGCACGAGUUGAUUUACUGAUUUGAACCAAUGAUUGUUUUUUUGCACUUUAAAGAGAUAUAUGCUGUUGACUAAAGCAAUAGAUUUCUAUGAAUGUAUUUAAGUUAUAUCAAUUGUGUAAGGAAAAUACAUUUGUCAAAAGUAUUUGUAUGUUUUACAAUUUGCUUGUUGACAUGUAUGUUAUGGUAUUAUUAUUGCAGUUUGUUUCAAAGUAAAACAGCAGCUGCAGUAGAAAUAAGAGUUUCAAUGACAGGAUUUUUUUUUCUUUAAUUUUUUUUUAAACUGCUUUCCAAAUACAUAAUGACAGUUGUCUGGACAUGUUAAAUCAAAGCCUUAUGUGCUUCUUUUUUUUUUCCCUUUUGUGAGAUUUACCCUCAUUCCUUAUUAAUCACAUUUCAGGGAAAACCAGUUAUCCAAAAAAUAAAGUGUGUUGUCAUUCCUUAUUAAAAUGUAUAAGUGCCUGCUGUAAAAAUAAAACAAAACUUAUAUACCAGUAGUUUUACAUAGAAAAGACAGGCAAAAUACUUCUAAAGACCAUUCUUUAAUCUUUUUGUCUAUGUAGCCAACAGAUUCACAAUGCAUUUAUAUUUACUCAUGCCCUUAAUUAAAAUUCCUGUCCAAAUGCAACCUAACCCUUAAAAGUGUGACACCUUUUUCAAAUGUUAAUUUUGAAAGAAGUAAUUUUUAUGUUUGCUUUUGGAGAACCUUAUGUAAGAGUCAUGCAUAAAUCUUAUGUUAUUAUCUUAUGGUACUUCAGCAUACAAAUGGUAGCUUAAAUAUCAAUUCGUGUGACAAAUCAUUGUUUUUCUCAUUUGACUGCUGUGAAAAAUUCAUUUGCGCAAUUGAAUUGUUUACAUUUCAUUUGACUUUGUUUUGCUUUUGUGAAAUUUCUUGGAAAUGGAAAAUAAUGAAGGGGGUGCUGACCUCGGAGUUUAACAUAAGUGUCAGCACCAAGUGUUAUUCACCUGAAGUCCACAACUUCCUGUGUCCAUGCUAUUACUGCACCGAUCCUGCUCUUGGAAUAGGAGUUGAAGAUGCUUUAAGUUGAACUGUCUUUUAAGGGUUAAUUUUGUUUGCGGAUGAUUGUGUAGUACAUGUAGUAAAAUGAAUGUAUUUCUGAGCUGUUCAUACUGUACACAGAAAUCCAAAGUGAAACAAAGAUUAUAUGUUUUGGGAAUGCAAAUAAUUUUCAUAGCCUUUCACUUGAAAUUAUGUGUUUGAUAAAGAAUAUUUAUAUAUGAUGAA
Messenger RNA from Micropterus dolomieu (smallmouth bass), 4251 nucleotides. RefSeq names its product diacylglycerol O-acyltransferase 1a (gene dgat1a). The record is from RefSeq and is a predicted model, not a curated record. Gene Ontology annotation, biological process: triglyceride biosynthetic process. Gene Ontology annotation, molecular function: diacylglycerol O-acyltransferase activity. The coding region runs from base 187 to 1758 and encodes 523 amino acids. The transcript has 17 exons. Gene Ontology annotation, cellular component: endoplasmic reticulum membrane. NCBI's taxonomy places the organism in Eukaryota, Metazoa, Chordata, Actinopteri, Centrarchiformes, Centrarchidae.